Messenger RNA from Chara braunii, 2560 nucleotides. NCBI's taxonomy places the organism in Eukaryota, Viridiplantae, Streptophyta, Charophyceae, Charales, Characeae. The record is from the annotation of a GenBank genome assembly.
CCGGAUGAGGGGUCUGAAACAAUUCUCAUCUAGGAAGAGAGUUAGCUUGACCAAACGGCCCGUGCGGUGCUCUUUUAUGGAAAACAGGAACCGGGGCUGGGAAAACGAGAUGGCGCGGCGACUGUCGUCUCCAAUCUAUUCUAACGGUUCGGAAAUGCCGAUAGAUGUAAAGGACGGGGUAUCCAUCGUCCUCCCGGAUGAAGGAACGUGGACAGACCUGGAGCCAGCCUAUCAAACUAUGAUGCUGGACGAGAAGGACGCGUUCCUCUGGAUAGAGACGAUAUGGACUAAGGUCAGCUUGACGAGAUUGUCGCCGAGCUUGAUGGACUUGGAAUUUCGAGGAACGGUGGAAGCCCGAGGGUGGGUCUACCUAUCUCAAGAAAGUGAAAAUGCGAUGGUGAUAGAAUUGGUAUUGGGGACUGCGUCGGACUUGCUGUUUAAGCAGGCGGAGCGAGAGGUAGUAUGGGCGGCGUGUCAACGGAUGGAAAUGGAGAGGGACAAAGUAGAGGAAAGGAUGGCGUCAGAGAAAGAGGUUGGGAACCUGCAAAGCAAUGGGAGUCAGUGCACGGAAAGGAGCACGGAACGGAACGAAGGGUCAGUAAGGGAUCGAGAGUCAGCAAAUCUGGAGGGAACCAAGGAAGACGGGAAGGAUCUUUCGACAGGGGAAAGUUUGGGAAAAUUUGGGGGAAGCAAACGGGGAUCCCAGGAGAAUAAGGAAGGGAGGGACAAGGAAAGGUCGAGUCCGCGAAACUCAGAUGGGGUCGUAUCCAAGAAAGUGAAACUUUCGGAUGCACGACGUAAGUUGGUAGAAAUAGAAAAGCGAACCGCGGAGUAUAAGGCAAAACUUAUUGAGGAAAUGAUGACUGGGAAUGAAAGGGGCCUUCCGGGGGAGGAACUACGAGAGGAGCGCAAGACCAGCCAGGGCGAAAUUGGGCACGGAGGGAAGGAUAGUAGCUGCCGGGGGACGUGUAGCAAGAAAGGGAAGGAGAAAAGGGACUCCCCGGACGUAGAAGCGGAGAAAGCUACGAACCCGCCUGCCAUAGACAGUGGUGCUGACCGUUUGCCUGCCGCCCCGAAAAUAACAAAGGGGUGCGAUGGACUUUGGAGUCUCAGAGAAAGGGUGUUGGGAUGGUUCGAUCCGGAAAGAACAACAAAAACCGGAGAGAAGCAGAAGGAUAGCAAGGAAGGAGAGGGGACCAGUACGGCUGGCGAAACGGGUAGCUCCGAGGGAGGUCUCAAAAAAAUAGUAUCCACCCUCUCCCGGGCAUUGAACAAAAAUCAGGGGUACCUCGCAGAUUCCAAGAGGAAACUCACCUUCGAUGGUGCAAACAUUACGGAAUUCCUAAUAGACUACGAGAACCUAGCAGCCUUGUUGAAAUGGAGCGAAGAGGAAAAGAUGGACCAUUUAGGGCAACAUGUGUCACUGAGCCUAGGGAGAGAUAUAAUGGUCAUCGUCGCCGUCAGCGGAUCCUGGAAAAAAGCCCGAAAUGAAAUGAUGAGAAAAUACUUGAAGGCGGAGAAAAUGGCAACAGAAGCUGAACUGGUAGUUGUUCAGAGGAAGAACUAUGCAACUUACAGCGACUUCCUGAGGGCAUUUACUCUAGUGGCAUUACGGAUUCCCGGGGUAACAGAUCGGAUCAUGAGCAAGUCACUUAAAGACGAAAUUUUCGGACCCCGGGGGGAACGGAUAAACAGGAAUUCGCCUGGUGGAAUCCGGCGCGUCAUUAUUGCCCUGAACAAUCUUGACGUAGCAGCCGUAGAAGCCGAGCCGGUAGCCGACGUCGUUUGGGACCAGCCGCCGGGGCGCGGAGCACAAGUCAAUUUCAUCCUAGAGAGUAAUGGACAGGAUAGGGUGAACAUUGCCACCCAACGGGCAGGGGCGGAAAAGAAACUUAUCCGAGACACAGUAAUGGAGGAAGUUGCACGAACCAGCGCGGAACAAGUUGAGCCUGGGACCGGGGAACCAGAGAAAGUCUACGGAAAAACGAGAGAAGAAGAGCCGACAGACAAAGUCACGGCAGCGAAGAAGAAAUUCAGAUAUCAGAUCUCGAUUUUAGCCAUGCCACUAAUCGAUGACACCCUGAGCAAGUUGUUGGGAACCAUGGUGUUUGUAUCCUUUCAAACUAUGUUGCAAGCAAGCCCGAGACUUCUCAAAGGACUCAGACAACUGCUAACUCGCAGACGCAUAGAGGUAGAAGAGGCUCUGGAACCGCAGGAAGAGGAAACGGAGGAGGCUGAGGCACCGCAAGGGGUCACCAACCUCCAGAGGAUUCCAGAAGACUUGGAGGACCUGGAAAAAACCUUUGCAGACAUUCGCUUAAGCUUGUCAGACCGAGAAGGUGGCGAAGUCAUGAGGGCACCGCCCGGAACGAAGCUCAGCUUCCAUGCACUGCCCGUGGGAAAGUUGAAAGUCCAGAUUGGGACCCAUCAUACUGACGCACUAGUAGACGGGGUGUGGAAAUCACGCUCAUAAGAAGAGACUUCGCAAUGAUCACGGGCUGUACCGUAAAUAAGGAGGUAACAGGAAGCAUCCAGGGAGCCGACGGAGAAAUUCCGUUCG